Centruroides sculpturatus (bark scorpion) is the source of this 1396-nucleotide messenger RNA. RefSeq names its product alpha-N-acetylgalactosaminidase-like. The transcript has 7 exons. Gene Ontology annotation, biological process: glycosylceramide catabolic process; glycoside catabolic process; oligosaccharide metabolic process. Gene Ontology annotation, molecular function: alpha-galactosidase activity. The record is from RefSeq and is a predicted model, not a curated record. Gene Ontology annotation, cellular component: cytoplasm. NCBI's taxonomy places the organism in Eukaryota, Metazoa, Arthropoda, Arachnida, Scorpiones, Buthidae. The coding region runs from base 18 to 1256 and encodes 412 amino acids.
AUUUCAGAUUAAGAAAUAUGAUUUGGCUAUUUCAAAUUUCCAUUGCUAUCCUUUGCAUUAUUCCUUUUAUUGGAUGCUUAAAUAAUGGUUUAGCUAUAACACCCCCAAUGGGAUGGUUAUCUUGGGCACGAUUUCUUUGUAAUGUUGAUUGUAAAGAAGAUCCUUAUAACUGCAUCAGUGAAUCAUUGUAUAUGGAAAUGGCUGACCGUCUUGCAUCAGAUGGCUUUAAAGAAGCUGGUUAUGAAUAUGUUAAUAUUGAUGAUUGUUGGAUGAGUAAGGAACGAGAUGCUAAUUCUCAAUUAGUAGCUGAUCCUGAUCGAUUUCCUCAUGGAAUCCAAGCUCUUGCUGAUUAUGUUCAUUCUAAAGGAUUAAAACUUGGAAUUUAUGAAGAUAUUGGCACAGAGACAUGUGGAGGGUAUCCAGGAAGUGCAGGCCAUUUUGAUAUUGAUGCUCAAACAUUUGCAAAAUGGGGAGUAGAUAUGUUAAAAUUAGAUGGUUGUUAUGCUGAUCCAAAAAGUAUGGAUAAAACUUAUCCUCAAGUAACAGCUGCUUUAAAUCAUACUGGAAGACCAAUCUUAUUUUCUUGCAGUUGGCCUGAUUAUCAACAAGCAUCAGGAAUGAGUCCUAAUUACACAAAAAUUGCAGAAAACUGCAAUAUAUGGCGCAAUUUUGAUGAUAUUAGUGAUUCAUGGCAGAGUGUUUUGUCCAUAAUUGAUUAUUAUGCCAAAGAACAAGAUGUACUCAGAGCAGCAGCUGGAAAAGGGCAUUGGAAUGAUCCCGAUAUGUUAGUUAUAGGUAACUUUGGAUUAAGUUAUGAUGAAUCAAAAGCACAGAUGGCUUUAUGGUCAAUAAUGUCUGCACCCUUAUUGAUGUCAAAUGAUUUAAGAAAACUUAAACCAGAAUUUAAAAAGAUUCUUUUGAAUAAAGAUCUCAUUGCCAUAAAUCAAGAUUUAUUAGGAACAAUGGGAAAAAAAUUACUUUCAGUCAAUAAUGUUGAAAUUUGGUCAAAAGCUAUUAAUCCAACUAUAGGACAAGAUACUUCUCAUGCAUUAGUUUUCUUCAAUCGCAGAAGUUUAGGAGGUCCACUCAAUGUUACAGUUGUUCUUAAUAGUAUUGGACUUACUCAUGAAACUGGAUAUGAGUGUUAUGAAGUAUUUGACCAUAAAUUUUUAGGAAUCUAUAAACCAGAAAAUAAUCUAACAGUGCAAGUUAAUCCAUCAGGUGUUUCAGUAGUUGUAGCAAAGGUACAAAAAUAGAUGUAACUUAUGUGAAACUACUGGAAAUUAUAUUAAUUACUAGUAAUGCUUAUAUAACAGAUAAUUAUAAAAUGUUUUGCUAUGCUAUGUAAAUAAUUCUUUAUAUAUAUAUUGAAUUUUUUGUAAUACUAUGAAAUUUU